This is a messenger RNA of Diversispora eburnea, 3522 nucleotides long. NCBI's taxonomy places the organism in Eukaryota, Fungi, Glomeromycota, Glomeromycetes, Diversisporales, Diversisporaceae. The record is from the annotation of a GenBank genome assembly.
AUGUCUUCCCUUCCUCAACCAAAUAGCGUCAGUGGUGUCAAGGCUGUCCCAAAGUUCUUGAGAGAUCCUUCUGCUUUGGAGUCUAUUUCCUCUGCGUUAUAUGGAAUAUCCUCUUAUGUCGCUUAUCUUCCCAACACUUUACGAAAAGUUACUUCGAAUUCUUCUUCAAAUGACCUUCAACCUUCUAUAAAUUAUUAUUCAGACUAUUCACAACAUCAAUUUUCUGGUGAUAUCGAUCCACAAUUGCAUUCAGUACCUGAUGGUGGUGGUCAUUUUGAGAAAAAGAAAUAUUCAAUUGUAUAUUCUGCAUUUGAUGAAAUUAUAUCAACAAAUUCUGCUUCACUUACAGGUCAAAUCAAUCAAUCCGUUCUCCUGUUAGGUUAUCAUGACGGUUUUCAGAUUUGGAACGUUUCAAGUCCCGAAAAUAUUCGUGAACUUAUUUCUUUGAGGGAUGACGAAAAAUACGGGAAAGUCACGUGUAUAAAAGUUAUAUCAAAUCCAUGUAAUACACCAAAAGAUACUCACGACAAAUAUGCGGAUGUUCGUCCACUGGUUGGCAUAGUCUGCGUACCAACACCAUCUCGAGAAAAUUGUCAAGAUUCAUUUACAAAACCAAAAAGUGUUUUAAAAUUUGUUUCGUUAAAAACACAUCAAAUAGUAAAGACAUUAGAUUUUGAGAAUGAGGGUAAUAUCGUCGGUGUAAAUUGUAAUGACCGUGCCAUUGUGGUGAGUCUCAUAAAUCCUGCAAGGCUUCAGGUUAUAUCACCUUUAACACUUGCACCACUAUUCCCUUCACCAUUGCAAGAUGUUGCAAUUCAUCCAUCCACGAAGUUUCCUGUAUUUGCUUUAGGUCCACGGUUAUUGGCCUAUGCAACAACCAGUAAUCCACCAGAAAUUAAUGGUAAAAAGGAUGGCUUUACAAUGGGUGAUAAUGAAGAAGUAGUUGGGUCAACUGGUAAAUAUCAAGAAGUUGCUAAAGGUGUCGCAAAAGAAGUCGUGAAUGGUGUUAAACUUUUAGGUGAUUAUGGAUUCCAAACAUUAUCAGCAUAUUUUGCAAAUUCGUCACCAAGCUCAUCUGUUGCCAAACCACAAUCCACAAUGCCCAUAAAUAUUAAAAAUCAUACUGGUGGUAUAAGCCCUGGUUCACGUGGUUCUUUCACACCUCAGAUUAGUCCAUCAAAUGGUUAUUAUUAUAAUUCAAUGCCGGGAAGUGUGGCUAGUAAUAGUAGUGGAGACAGUAGUAAUGGUUUCGAUUAUGAAAAAGAGAAUGGUGCUGUGGGUGCGAUUAUCAUUCGUGAUCUCGGUACCUCAUUCAGUGUUCAAAAAAAACAUUCUUCUGUUAUUGCACAUUUUUCUCCUCAUACACAUCAUGUAGGAUACAUGUCAUUUAGUCCAUCGGGUACCUUUCUAUUUUCAACUUCUGUUCAAGGACAUCAAUUUCAUAUAUUUGAAAUUCUUGGCAAACGACGUCAAGGAAUUAGAAAUAAGCGUUUAAAACAUGUAUACAAAUUAUCUAGAGGAUAUACUGAUGCUAUUGUUGGUGAGGGAGGUGUUGACUGGAGUAGAGAUUCAAGAUGGUGCGCAGUGGCGAGUGGUCGUGGUACAAUCCACGUUUUUGCCAUCAAUCCGUACGGUGGUCCCGCUCAUGUUCCUUCUCAUAUUAAAGGUUGGGUAAAUAAUGUAGAUGAAUCAUAUAAUACUACUACACAAUCUCCCGUGGUACGCAUUAAACCUCGUACACCUUUACCACCAGAUUCAAUGGAUAUCUCACAAGUAUCAAAUAUUCACCCUAAUUCACAUGAACAUUAUUCUUUCUCUCCACCAGAAAAUAAUUCAUCCGUUAAUGAUCAAUCACGUCGACCAAGUCAAUUACAUUACCAUAGUAAUCAAAAUAAUCAUUAUUCAUAUCAUUUAAAUGGUCAUCCACAUUCUACGUUUCCACAUAAUAUUUCUUCUACAUUCCCUGUACAUUGCAUAAAUAAAAUCCCAGGAAUUUGCGUUAAAUUCCUUCCAUCUUGGUCCAAUAGUUCAAAAUCUGGAUUGAAUUCAAGUAAUGGUCCAUUAGUACCUGAUUUACAUGCAAAGAGGCAAGCCAAAAGAAGAUCUUCACCUACCGCUACCGAAGGAAUUUGUUCUACUGGUGGUGGUGUUAGUUCUUCUUCUAAUAAUUUGGGGACAAAUAAUCGCAGAAGAACCCAAUCAUGGUCACAAAAUUCUCUUCGUAAUACAGUUAAUACUUCUGGAAAUGAUUGUCUUGAUGUAGAACAAGAUUAUAAACAAGAUGACAUUGGUUACCAAGAUAUUUGGAGUUUUCAUCCUGCCGGAAUAUUGACUUUACAUCGAAUAUGGAUAGAAGGAGUAGUAAUAGGUGAACAAUCAUCUCGUCAAGAAGAAACAAAUAAUUUAAUUUCUAUAGCCGGCACUCCAUUAGCUGGAAGUGCGGCAGCUGUUGCUAAUGUUGGUAGAGUAUUAGUAGGUGGUGCAGCUGGUAUGGUUGGUGGAAUUACUGGUUCUGUUAAAAAGGAAGUAGGUUCAUUAGAUAUGGUAACUAAUUAUGAAGAUGUUGCUGAAUGGCAACUUAUUCGUGGUAAUUCUUGGAAUGAAGUUAAAACUGUUAUUGAAUCACCUAAAGAAAAUGGGGAUAAAGAAAAUUUAAUUAAAAGGGAUGGCAAUCAUAAUUGGUUGGCUAAUGCUGAAAUUGAAACUCAUACCAGUUCAAAAAAUUCAUUGCCUCCACCUUUAUGGGCUACUCCUCAAUUCACACUCCAGACAUUUAUGACUGGUUAUAAAGAUGCUUUAAUUAACGGAACGGUUCCACGUUCAAAAAAGAUUGAAAUACGUAGAGAUGUUGUAGAAAGAGUUGAAUUAGUAGAAGAAGAAAAAGGGAUUAAUGGGUGGAUAAAUAAUAGAGGAAUCAUUAAGGAUCGUAAUAACAGUAAAAACAGUAAAGCUGUUCUUGUACCAGCUGGUAAAGCUAUUGGCAAAGGAAUAGGAGACAUGUCUGCAAAUUUAUCAACAGCUAUGAGUACCAAUCUUGGUUUUUCUCCUUCUAGUCCAACGCUUUCUGCAAUCAGUACUAAAUCUAACAAUCGUAUAUCUAAUAUAUCUAAUGGUUUUACUAAUGGUUCUACUAAUGGAUAUUCACAAUCUAUAGCCACAAUAACUCCUUUAUCUUUUGAAGACGCUUACCAUAUUCAUAUUGCAAAUAAUAUCCCAACUGCUUCCACUUCAUCAUUACCCCAAUCAUCUCUUUCUUCUUCAUAUGGUUCUUCAACAGUUUCAAGAUCUCCCAAGCAUAACCACAAAACUAGCAUUCCUAUUACUUUUUCUCCACUUUCUUCUUCUGCCAACACUUAUUGUGAUGAAAUUGAUUUUAAUAAAAGUGAAGCACAUGGUACAGACGAUAUUAGCGAGGAUGGAAAUUUCUUCUUUUCACCUGAUGGUGACAAUGAAGUGGAAUUACCUAGUGACAGUGUGGUAGAAUUGCUUCGAGGUGGUAAUGAUAAACAUGGAUGGAUUUGA